UUUUGUUAUAUAUUGUUUUUGAUUUCUUAUUCCUGCUAUAUUGUGGAGUUUCCUCGUACGAAUGAGGAGGGAUCCGAUUGCUGAUGAUGUUGAUGUUGAUGUUGAUGUUGAUGCUGAUGCUGAUGCUGUUCCGAGGAAGGGGAAGGUUGUCACGACAAAACCACCACCUAUCCUUUCGGACGAGCUCAUAGAGGAAAUCCUGCUGAGGAUACCGGCGAGGUCUCUCGUUCGAUUAAGGAACAGCGUCUGCAGAUCAUGGAGAACCCUAAUUUCCAGUUCCCAAUUUGCCAAGGACCACCUUCGACGUUCAAUGGCGGUGGAUCCAGCCUUGACCCACCCACGUAUUGCCUAUUAUAGCGAAACCUACGUAUACCCCACAAUCGGAGUGUUUUCCGUACGAUCUGUGAUGGAGAACCCUCCCCAUGAACCCACUAAAGUAGUUCCCUAUGACUAUGAGGGAAGCUUCCGCCUCAUUAUUGGCUCUUGCAAUGGAUUGCUGUGCUUGCGCGAUGAAGAGGGCCAGGAUGGAUUUAUAAUCUCCCAUCGUGCCAUGCUGUGGAACCCCUGCACUGGAUUCACUUCUCAGCCGCUUGAAAUUGGAGGUCUCCUCUCCAUUUGCGGAUUCGGUUAUGAUCAUGUGAAUGACAAGUAUAAGCUUUUUGCACUUGUGAAAAAGAAAUCAGGCGAAUCCGUCUCCAGAAUGUUUACAUUCGGCCCAAAUUCUACCUGGAGAACAAUCCAGGAUUUCUCCCAUAAAAUUCGUAACCGCAAUUACAGGGGUUCUAUGGUGGAUCAUGUAGGGCUUUUUGUAAGUGGCACUGGCACUCUUAAUUGGCUUUUUCACCGCUAUCUUAGUUUUGUGUGGGUUCUUUCCCUUGACUUGGUCAAAGAGACUUAUAAUCAGUUUUUCCUUCCCGGCAGGGAUUCAGAUGAUGAUCACUGGGUGGCUCCCCAAUUGGGUAUCUUGAGGGAUUGUCUUGCUGUUUGUUAUGAGACUAAGAAAACUCAUUGGACUGUCUGGUUGAUGAAGGACUAUGGAGUUCCUCAGUCUUGGACUAAAUUGGCCAUAAUCCCCCACCACCCGCUACUCGAUCGUCGUCCUUCAAGCCUACGGCCUAUAUACAUGUUGAAAAAUGUUCUUCUUGUGUUUUCUCCGUGUGACAAGUUUGUUUUAUGUAACUUAAGUGAUGGCAGCGUAGAUUUUCCUAAUAUUGACAGCUCCAGUGAUGACAUGCCCAGACAUCGUCCUUUAACUCAGCGUUCAUAUGCAAGGAUCUUUCAACUCUAUCAUGAAAGCUUAGUUUCACCGUCGCACUUUGGUCUUCCAAGCUGCUCAUCUGAGAUGCGGUUAGGGCUGCAUAUGGAUCGGAUAAUAUCUGCAUAUCUGCGGUAAUUAUCCGCAUCCGAU
This is a messenger RNA of Arachis ipaensis, 1408 nucleotides long. Its product is annotated as F-box/kelch-repeat protein At3g23880-like. NCBI's taxonomy places the organism in Eukaryota, Viridiplantae, Streptophyta, Magnoliopsida, Fabales, Fabaceae. The record is from RefSeq and is a predicted model, not a curated record. Gene Ontology annotation, molecular function: protein binding.